Molecule: messenger RNA, 1161 nt
Organism: Sclerotinia borealis F-4128
Lineage: Eukaryota; Fungi; Ascomycota; Leotiomycetes; Helotiales; Sclerotiniaceae
Source: the annotation of a GenBank genome assembly
AUGCCUAUUUCACCACUUAUUACGUUCAAGGCGGGGAAGUGUGAUAUUGAUACAUCAAGUAAACCUUACAAGGUCAAGCCUGAUGCAACUCCUGGUUAUAUCUACCUUUGGGCUGAAGAAGAUAUCGUUCAUUUCUGUUGGCGCGAAAGAAGCAAACCUAUGGAUGCCGAGGAUAACUUGGACUUGCUGAUGUUUCCAACCGAUGGUCACUUUCAACCUUACGAUUCCAAUCAAACCGAUGAAUUGACUGCAAAAACUAAUGGCCGCAUAUUCGUUCUCAAGUUUUCAUCCUCUUCUCAAAGACAACUUUUCUGGAUGCAAUCAAAACCUCAAGCGCGAAAUGGAGAUGCAAGUUGGUUUAGUCCCCGGGACUUGAAGAUUGGACAGAUUGUGGAUACGAUAUUGCAAGGAGAGGAGGUCGAUGUCGAACAGGAAAUUACACAAGUUAGAGGAGCUGAUGGAGGAGACGAUCACGACGAAACGAUGGAGGAUGUUGAGGGCCAUGGUGAUACGUCUGAACAUCAUCAAGGUGGAAGUGGUGGAGCCGGAGCAGAUGCAACUGGUGGAGAUAUUAGGGAAGAAGGGGCAAGCUCAAGAGAGGCUGGAGCUGAUGGUGGAAGAGCUGCUGGUUCAGGACCAACAGAUGCUGCCUCAGUUGUUCAAAACUUUCUCAAUUCCUUGAAGGGUCCUGGAGGAGCAGGCAUGCAACAACAAGCACAAGGUCAAAUGUACACCACUUUACCGGACCUUUUACCAAAUGCGGUAACUAUUCCAUCGAUCGACGCUGCAAGCCCAGCCCAAGUGGAUAAUCUCCUUAGCUAUCUUCCACCUACGAUCCUACAACUUGCACAAGAAUCCGCAUCUUCCCUCGAAGGAAUGGCCGAACCAACUUCCCAGACUUCAGCUGCUGCAAUCGAAGCUUUGAGCUUGGACCAGAAGAAGUCGGUAUUGAAGAGAGUAGUAAGGAGUCCACAAUUUCAUCAGAGCUUAGGAAGUUUGACUAUGGCAAUUAGAGAUGGUGGUUUACCUAGUAUUGCAGAUGCAUUGGGAGUUAAGUUGCAGAACAAUGGGUUGGUAAAGGGAGGGAGUGUUCCGUUGGGAGGUGGUGAUGCAGUCGAGGCAUUUGUCGAGGGUGUUAAGAAGACGGUGGAAAAGAAAUGA